Harpegnathos saltator (Jerdon's jumping ant) is the source of this 4055-nucleotide messenger RNA. Its product is annotated as tyrosine-protein kinase receptor torso. The transcript is spliced from 18 exons. Gene Ontology annotation, biological process: protein phosphorylation; cell surface receptor protein tyrosine kinase signaling pathway; positive regulation of kinase activity. Bases 1625 to 4021 code for a protein of 798 amino acids. NCBI's taxonomy places the organism in Eukaryota, Metazoa, Arthropoda, Insecta, Hymenoptera, Formicidae. The record is from RefSeq and is a predicted model, not a curated record. Gene Ontology annotation, cellular component: plasma membrane; signaling receptor complex. Gene Ontology annotation, molecular function: transmembrane receptor protein tyrosine kinase activity; ATP binding; protein binding.
AAGCUGCGAACGUUUGCCCGAAGAUGAUCUCCAAAUGAAAGGAUUAAUAUACUGCUCGUAAUUAAAAAUUACGAUUACGUUGAGUGCUGUUUUUGUUCUUCCACAAAAUGAUGGAGAAUCGAAUAGAAAAGAAAAAAAAAAGAAAAGUGGGAGCCAUGUAUCCCACCUUUUAUUAACAUACAAGGUGUAGUAGUCGUACGUGGUAGGGAGGGGGCUGUCGUAAUACGCGUUGAAACAACACUCGAGCUUCUUCAAAUGUGGAUUCAUUUGCGUCACGCACGUAAGCGCUUCGCAGGUAGUUUAGUUUUGCGUUAGUAAUCGCGCGCGAGUGCCGUACAGUAUCGAGUGCGAGCUGCAACGUGGUUUCGAGAUCAAACGCGCACAUUUCAAAGAUCAAUCUAUAUAUUUCUAAACGCUCUCAGGCGAUAUAUCUCACGAUACAUUUACAUUAAUAAAAUGCUUGAAAUCACGUUGACGUGAAGACUUGUCUCGCGCACCUGUACUCGUGCUUUAUUACCGAGCGUAUUUACCAUACCCCCCCCCCCCCGGGUCGAAUAUAUCCUUUAAAUUUCAAAUAAACAGCUCGUUGAGCUGUUCGAUCUACGUAAUUCGUUUUACAGUUUAAAGUUAAUCGACUGAAAGCGAAGAAAAUCGCAAGUGAACUGGCAAUGAAGAGGUAACAUGUGUGUUACAAUCUUUGUUUCAAAAGGUCCAAGUACUUUGCGCUCAGCCACACACCUGCGGACCGAGUUAACGAAAAAAUGUUCAUAUUCGCAUUACUUUGUUAUUGUGUAAUUACUAUUCACGGGUUCGUCUUUCAAGAAGCUUUGGAGUGCGCUAGGUGCCUGACGCUAUGUCGAAAUGUGAGUAAGAUCAGGGGCAGCAUUUCACUUGUCGUAAUGCGUCGUACGAUGCAUAUUUUCGCUCGAAUUAAAUAAGGAUGUGAAUCGGAAACCGUAUUAUGCUCCGUCUUUGUCAUCUGAUGUUUCACACGCUUUUCACGCUUGAUAAUUUGAGUCACAUCCGUGACUCGUGGACUUCGCAUGAAAGUUUGCAAUGUUUUAGUUUACACUAUGAGAUCUACUUUCAAAGAUAUAUAUCGGCAAGUGCAACGUGUAACGUAAAGUGAUUCUAUGUCGACAAGAUAAUAACGCUGUAAAAAAAUUCGGAGGACUUUGCAGCGAUAGCGAGCAUAAAAUUCGAUACAUGUCACGGCGAUAUCGAGAUAGGAACGCCAGAGGUAUGACACCGAACAGGUAUAUAUAUUUAACAAAUGAACCGUGUCGAGGGAGGUAUAUUCGUACGUAUAUCGUAUGUAUAUCUUUCGCGUCUCUCUCGACUCGUUCAACAAAACAAGUUGCGGUAUAAAAUAAGAAUGCGAGACAACUGUCUCGUUAUCUAAAUGUUAUCUAAAGAACACACGACAAUGUGACGGUGUUGAAGAAAAGGAAUGUUUUUCUUUUUUUUUAUAUAUAUAUAUAUAUACUUUACACUCCAAGCCAAACGACACUCAAGUAUGUAUCUUUCCGAGAGAGUGACUCGGUGGCUCUUGACGGACCUCGCUCGACGAAAUUCACCCAUGUUGAAACUAUGUCUGUUUUAUAGAGACACGAAAUAAACAUACAUGUUCAACGACACUGGACACAUUUUAGAUCUUCGUUUCGACAUCUGUCAACACCUGUGUCAAUAUCCCUCAAACAUAGCUACACGCGCGCCGCAUUCGACUCCGCUGCUGCAAAAGCAUCGAUGUUGCAUACUUCACGUUCUCUUCCGACGUGAAUCGUGCCGGAAUAAUUGUCCACUGAUUGCGGGCGAAUUUGAGCCUUAUCCGAGAAUAAACGAGGAGGCUGGCGCAAAUGUUAGUCUGCAUUGCAAGGGAACGAAUGUGCUUAUGAUCAAACACAAUCCUGGAAUCUAUGUUAUCGAGCAAAGCGCUUCUAACGACACUUGGGACGCGACGGUAGUGGUAAAUAGCAUCGACGGAUUAUCGACAUUUUUUAACUUGACGGCGAGCACGUUUUAUCGUUACCGUUUGCACAGAAUAACACAGCACGGAGUAUCAUUAGCCGAGACGUCUAAUUGGUUCUCAACUUAUGCAGCUGAUCAUCAACCACGCGCAGUCGAACACGUAUCACUGCUAAAGAUCGAAGUAGAUGAUAAAAAUGCUUGCAAACUACGAGCAGAAAUUGUUUUUAAACCUGCCGAAGAUCGAAGCUGUAAUUACAACGUGUUAUCUUGGUCGGGGGAGCAUAACUUGGUCCAUUUUGAUAUAGAAAAGAUUUUAGAUUUCCGCUUCUUUCUCAGACACUUACAGUACGACCAGAAUAACACCGUGGCGAUUGUGUCCGGCAACGAUGACUUCUCCAAGAUCAGUAACACGACGACAUUCACUUUUCUCACGCCAUCAUGCUUGGAGAUUCACAAUAACCUGAGUAUCUGCGCGCCGGAAGUGGUAAAAGGCCUGCGAGCAGUGCAUAUUAAAAGGCGCAAAGGAUCGUACGAUAUCAUAGUCAGCUGGAAUAAACCCGCCUUGCAACCGGACAAUUACACGUUACAAAUCGAUUCGUUUCUAUUCGAGCCACGUCUAUUGAUUGUACCUGGAAACGCGGUUGAGGCUCUCUUCUUGGAUGUCGAUGUAGGGCCGCGGUAUGAUGUUGGUAUCGUGGCGGAAUCACCGGGCGGUGUGAGCUCGCUGUCAAGUAUAACGGAGAAUAUUGACGAGGAAGUAGCAAUUGUGGAGCUAUCCUAUCGCGAGAUUAUUGUGGCAUUACCGACGUUGAUGAUUAUCGCGGUGGUGUUCGGGGCGAUUUGUGUACAGCGUCGUAACAAGAAGAUUGAGCAAACUAAUAUGGAAUAUAUGCAUUUCGAGGACUCCACAGACUUCCUGAAGAAGCCUUUGAGGCGAGAUUACGCGAUCGAGAGUGGCGAUACUCUUCUGCUGCGUGACAAGUUCGAGAUCAGUCCGCAACAACUGAAGUUAAAGGAUGUACUGGGCAGUGGAGCGUACGGUAUCGUCAGAUUUGCCAGCUUGCAGGAUGAAUUCGGUGCUGUUACUGAUGUAGCUGUGAAAAUGAUGAAAGAUGAUCCGACGGUGGAGGAUAUAAAGAGUUUUCAUCAAGAGAUCUCAAUGAUGAAGUCGGCCGGUCAGCACCCGAAUAUAGUGUCUUUGAUUGGGUAUUGCACUUUGUACGAUAAACCAGUACUAGUAGUGGAGUAUUGCAGCAAGGGAGACUUGCAGACGUAUCUAAGAACGAUUUGGCAGAAUUUAGUGAAUGCCGUAUUCGAGCGUAGAACGCGACUGAAAUUCGUCCCGGUGACUUUCGUCAAUAAAGGCGCGGAUCAAGGAAAAAACAGUCCUUAUUGCAACAAAGUACGAACAAUCGCCAAUCGUUUGUACGAUAUUCAACAAGACGUGAUAAAAUACACGGAAAACGUCACGUGUGCGGAUUUGUUGAGUUUUGCCAGGCAAGUGGCUACAGGAAUGGAAUUUUUAUCUUCUAAUCGGAUAGUGCACCGUGACUUGGCUGCUCGCAAUGUAUUGGUACGACCGGACAGAGUGGUGAAAAUUUCAGAUUUUGGCCUCAGUCGUGAUAUCUAUCAAGAGAAUGUUUAUCGAAAGAAGGGAAAUGGUAAAUUACCGUUAAAAUGGAUGGCAAUCGAGGCUUUAACGCAUCAAAUAUACACUACUUAUAGCGAUGUAUGGGCCUUUGGCAUUCUGUUGUGGGAAAUCGUCACUUUAGGCGCAAUGCCGUAUCCCGGUACUCCUACAAAUAGAAUUUUGCAUCUUCUCAAGUCGGGGUACCGCAUGGAAAAACCGCCAAACUGUAGCAGAGAAUUAUAUAAUAUCAUGUACUCAUGUUGGAAUCUGAGACCUCAAAGUAGACCUACUUUUACCGAAUUGAAACAAAGCUUGGACAUGUUACUCAGUAAUUACUCGGAAAACAAAUAUCUGAACCUGUGCGAGGCUUUGCAAGAAUCAACCGGCGAAAGCAGCGAGCCAAGAUCAACUAACGCGUGUUAAAUAGAGUUAGUAUGUAGAACAGUGAUAAUAGAAA